GCCAACGCGUCCCCGGGAGGAACCGCGGAGCCGCGAGGGCUACGGCGCGCUCGCCGCCUCCACCCUUCCUCCUCCGCCCGGUGGCCGCGCCCUCGCCGCUCUCUCGCCGCCCCCGAGACAAAGAGCCCGGAAAGUUCGCGCGGCGAGUGGGUCAGGUGAGGAGGGCGCGCCGCGGAGGCCCGCCGAGCCCCCGGCCCGGCGCCCGGGGCCGAGCGCACAGCCCGCCCCGCAACCCGUCCGCAGACCGCGCAGAGGAGCGCCCGGCCCCAGGCGCCGCCCGCCCCGCCGACCCCCCCAGCCCACCAUGGGCGCCGCGGCCCGCAGCCUGCGGCUGGCGCUCGGCCUCCUGCUACUGGGGACGCUGCUUCGCCCGACCGACGCCUGCAGCUGCUCCCCAGUGCACCCGCAACAGGCGUUUUGCAAUGCAGAUGUAGUGAUCAGGGCCAAAGCGGUCAGCGUGAAGGAGGUGGACUCUGGGAACGACAUUUACGGCAACCCCAUCAAAAGGAUUCAGUACGAGAUCAAACAGAUUAAGAUGUUCAAAGGCCCUGACAAGGACAUAGAGUUUAUCUACACAGCCCCCUCCUCGGCGGUGUGCGGGGUCUCGCUGGAUGUCGGAGGAAAGAAGGAGUAUCUCAUUGCAGGAAAGGCCGAGGGUGAUGGCAAGAUGCACAUCACCCUGUGUGACUUCAUCGUGCCCUGGGACACCCUGAGCACCACCCAGAAGAAGAGCCUGAACCACAGGUACCAGAUGGGCUGCGAGUGCAAGAUCACACGCUGCCCCAUGAUCCCCUGCUACAUCUCCUCCCCGGACGAGUGCCUCUGGAUGGACUGGGUCACGGAGAAGAACAUCAACGGACACCAGGCCAAGUUCUUCGCCUGCAUCAAGAGAAGCGAUGGCUCCUGCGCGUGGUACCGCGGGGCGGCGCCCCCCAAGCAGGAGUUUCUCGACAUCGAGGACCCAUAAGCAGGCCGCCAGCACCCCUGUGGCCAAUUGAAAAGCCUCCAAGGGUUUAGACUGGUCCAGCUCUGACAUCCCUUCCUGGAAACAGCAUGAAUAAAACAGUCAUCCACAUGGGUCCAAAUUAA
This is a messenger RNA of Nycticebus coucang (slow loris), 1089 nucleotides long. It is a transcript of the gene TIMP2, whose product is annotated as TIMP metallopeptidase inhibitor 2. Gene Ontology annotation, cellular component: extracellular matrix. The coding region runs from base 305 to 967 and encodes 220 amino acids. Gene Ontology annotation, molecular function: metalloendopeptidase inhibitor activity; protease binding. Gene Ontology annotation, biological process: negative regulation of endopeptidase activity; negative regulation of membrane protein ectodomain proteolysis. NCBI's taxonomy places the organism in Eukaryota, Metazoa, Chordata, Mammalia, Primates, Lorisidae. The transcript is spliced from 5 exons. The record is from RefSeq and is a predicted model, not a curated record.